This is a messenger RNA of Trichechus manatus latirostris (Florida manatee), 4786 nucleotides long. It is a transcript of the gene ZNF793, whose product is annotated as zinc finger protein 793. The record is from RefSeq and is a predicted model, not a curated record. Gene Ontology annotation, cellular component: nucleus. The transcript is spliced from 5 exons. Gene Ontology annotation, molecular function: recombination hotspot binding; RNA polymerase II cis-regulatory region sequence-specific DNA binding; histone H3K36 methyltransferase activity. Gene Ontology annotation, biological process: positive regulation of reciprocal meiotic recombination; regulation of transcription by RNA polymerase II. Lineage: Eukaryota; Metazoa; Chordata; Mammalia; Sirenia; Trichechidae. The coding region runs from base 57 to 2351 and encodes 764 amino acids.
AUCGGUCUAAUGAGACUUCGCCUUUCUCCAGGGAGAGCACUCCGGAGGCCAGGAAAAUGGCCGCGGGGCUCCUGAGAGCCAGGAGAGAGGCUUUCGUGGCAUUCGGGGAUCUGGCUGUGGACUUCACCCAGGAAGAGUGGUGGUUGCUGAGCCCUGCUCAGAGGACCCUGUACAGAGAAGUGAUGCUGGAGACCUGCAACCACUUGGUCUCACUGGGCAUUCCAUUUUCCAAACCAAAACUCAUUACUCAGCUGGAGCACAGGGAGGAGCCCCGGAGAGGGGAGAGAAAACAUCUGCUGGACCCCUGUCUAGGAGGAUCAAAACCAGAAAUUCAACCUUAUCUCUCCUGCGCUCUGGCAUUCUCCAGUCAGCAAGCCCUCAGCCAACAUGGCUGGCUCAGUCAUCAACCUCAGAUAUUCUCAAGUUUACAUCCAGAAAGUCAUUUCCAUCCGGGGAAACAAAAUCCAGGAGGUCAGAAACAGCAGCAGGAACAACUUUUUGAUCAUAGCUGCUCUAGUGUCAAAGCGGAAGUUCAAGAGAAAGAAGACUUCAAAGCCUUGAUUGGGAGAGUAAACAAGAACACCACUUCAGGGGCAUUCUCCAGCCCACCUGAAGAACAGCCUGUUCGGCCCAAGGAAGACAGCACAGUGGUGGAACUAGGGCCCAGCUCAGAACAGAGGGCAGACCUUGAGGAAACAGACAAAGUUUUUAGUGAUUUAGAAAUCUCAGGAUUUGGAGCAAUCAAAUAUGGAGAGUUUGGACUAGGCUUUAUCAAGAGGUCAGAUCUACUCAACCUCCAGAAGGCACACACAGGGGAGAUACCUUACGUGUACAAGGAGUGGGGACAAGACUUGGGCAGUGUGUCAGUCUUCAUCAAAAACCAGAGGACAGACUCUGGGGAAAAGCCUUAUGUGUGCAGGGAAUGUGGGCGGGGCUUUACCUGGAAGUCAAACCUCAUCACGCACCAGAGGGCACAUUCAGGGGAGAAACCUUAUGUGUGCAAGGAGUGUGGACGAGCCUUUACUUGGAAGUCAAACCUCUUCACACAUCAGAGGACACAUUCAGGCGAGAAACCUUAUGUGUGCAAGGAGUGUGGACGAGGCUUUAGUUGGAAGUCAAACCUCUUCACACAUCAGAGGACACAUUCAGGGGUCAAGCCUUAUGUAUGCAAGGAAUGUGGGCAGAGCUUUAGCCUAAAGUCAAACCUCAUCACACACCAGAGGGCACACUCUGGAGAGAAGCCUUAUGUUUGCAGAGAAUGUGGGCGUGGCUUUUGCCAGAAUUCACACCUCAUUAGACAUAAGAGGACACAUUCGGGAGAGAAGCCUUAUGUUUGCAGGGAAUGCGAGCAAGCCUUUAGCCAGAAGUCACACCUCAACAGACACCUAAGGACGCACACAGGGGAGAAGCCGUUUGUAUGCAGGGAGUGUGGGCGAGGCUUUAAUGAUAAGUCAACCCUCAGCUCACACCAGAGGACGCACUCAGGGGAAAAGCCUUUCUUAUGCAGGGAGUGUGGUAGAAGCUUCAGCCAGCAGCCAAACCUAUUCAGGCACAGGACGACACACUCAGGUGAUACACCCCUUGUGUGCAAGGAAUGUGGGCAAGGCUUUUGUGAUAAGUUAACUCUCAUUACACACCAGAGGGCACACGGGGCAGCCUCAUGUGGGCAAGGCUUUAGCCGACAGUCACACUUCAUCAGACACCAGAGGACACAUUCAGGGGAGAAGCCUUAUAUUUGCAGGAAGUGUGGGCGAGGAUUUAGUUGGAAGUCAAACCUCAUCAGACAUCAGAGGACACACUCAAAACCCCACGUCUGUAGUGAGUGUGGGAAAGCCUUUUGCUAUAAGUCUGAAUUCAUUAGGCAUCAGAGAAGUCACACUGGGGAGAAACCAUAUGGAUGCACUGACUGUGGGAAAGCCUUUUCACAUAAGUCAACCCUCAUUAAACACCAGAGAAUUCACACUGGGGUAAGACCUUUUGAAUGUUUCUUUUGUGGGAAAGCCUUUACCCAAAAGUCACACCGCACAGAGCAUCAGAGGACACAUACAGGAGAGAGACCUUUUGUGUGCAGUGAAUGUGGGAAGUCAUUUGGUGAGAAAUCAUACCUCAAUGUUCAUCGAAAAAUGCACACAGGAGAAAAACCCUAUCGUUGCAGAGAAUGUGGGAAAUCCUUUAGCCAAAAGUCAUGUCUCAAUAAACAUUGGAGAACUCAUACAGGAGAAAAACCCUAUGGGUGCAAUGAAUGUGGCAAAGCUUUCUACCAGAAGACAAACCUGAGUAGACAUCAGAAAAUUCAUGCUAGGAACAAUGCCUGUAGGAAUGAAAAUCUGAUAAGUGUGGGAAAGCCUUGAGCAAGAUAUCCAAUUUCAUUGUGUAUCGUGGAAUUAAUCCUUAGGAGAAAUCUUAGCAAUUUAAUGAAUUCGGGCAAAGUGUGCCAUACCAUAACAGAACUCAUGCUCCAAUUGUGAUACAGACUUUUAUAGAAAAGAAUAUAGAAAAUACUUUAUAAACCAUAGAAAUGGUUUAUGAAAAUUCAAAAAUGUAUUCAUUGGAAGGACAACAGAAUACAAAAUACAUGUGAAGAGACUUAGGUGUAUUAUGGUACAUUCUGCAGCGAGCCAUGUAAUAAGCACUGUUUGUAUUUUGGAAUUAUAAAUGUGAACUUAACAUAAAUUGUGAAUAUCAAACACAUAUGCCAUAUUUUACGUAGAAUGCCAUCCAUCGAGGUUUUCUACACUAAAUAUCACCAUUGUCUUUUGGUGUCAUAAAUAUACAAAAGCCAAUAAUAAUAAUAAUUUAAAUAACAUGGUCAGCUAUUUUAAAAUAACUUUAACAUACCAGUUAUGUUUUCUCCACAUUUUCAUAAUAAAUGUUAAUGUCUGUAGCAGUUGCUAUUGAGCCCUUUCCUAAGUAAUAAAGCAGUGUUUUGUUAUAAGUCUUCUAUUAACUCAGCGAAACACUUUAUUAAAAACAUAUUUGUGUUGAAAAUGCAAAGCUAAGGAAGAGUUUCACAGCCUGAUAUUGGGAGAACAAAAUACUGUGAACUUGAUUACUCAACACAUUCACUAUUUGACAAAAAGUAGUGUGGCUCUGGUACAUUGUACACUAUUCCUAUUUUCUUAGUGUUGCUUAAAAUAUGACAUAUUAGUAGAAGGGACACUCUUUUUAUGGAUCUUAUAAUUCAGAAAUGUUUCAUGCAGAGACCAGUGAAGGAGAGUUUUUCUUUCCUUUUAUCUUUUGUAAAUUAAUCCAGCAACUUCCAUUUAUCUUCCUUAUAUUUCUUUGUGAACACCCUGGACACUAAAUCUCAAGUUUCAAAAAAGUCUUUCUGCUUCCCUGAGCUGCCAUGUCAUCCAUACAAGAAAAGAAAUGGCUACUUGGAACCUGCCUUGUUCAAGAUUUGCCUCCCUUUAAAAAUACCUGAUCCAGAAUGAGAAAGGAGCCAUAACUAUAGAUAUAGAAGUGAGUAAAAGAAUGAUAUAAGAUACCUAAUACAACUCUAGAUCAACAUAUUUUAAAACAAGAUAUAGAUGCUUUUCUAGCAAAAUAUAAGUUAUGGAAAUUGUGAUAUGAAGUAGAAAAAUUGGUGGAAUAUUAUAAUUGAAGAAUUUGGAAAAGUGAUUAAAGAUCUAUGAUUGAAAAAUGUUCCAGGCCUAGAUGAUUUCAUGAUUAGUUCUAUCUAACCUUUCAAGAAGGAAUAAUUCCAGUUGUUACUUAAAAUAUUCAAUCCAUGAACUAUGCUCCCCAAUUUAUUUUAUGAAGUCAGAAUAAAUUUAACACUAAAACCUAAUAUAGUGGGAAAAUUCGAACUCCAGACCAGUCUCAUUCAUGAAUACAGAAUCAAUUAUUGUAAUGAAAAUAAUAGCAAAUAGCUACACUGUGAUAACCACGUAAGAGUUAUUCCAAGAAUGCAGAGCCAGUUUAGUAAUAGGAAGUACAGGCAGUCACUGGAUUAUGAAUGAGAUCCGUUCCUGUGUUUUUAAGUCGAAUGUAGGUUAGUCAGAACAGGUACAUACAGUUCUUAUUUAGCCUUUAGUGCAAGAAAAGGCUCGGAGUCUUUUCAAUGAUUUAAAAGCUGCAUGUGCAGCAAGUGAAGAUGAUUGUGAUGAAUUUGUUGCAAGUAGGGGUUCGUUCCGUCAUUUCAAAGAGAGGGCAAACUUACAUAACAUUAAAGGGCAAGUAGGAGUUGUCUGUAAGUCGGACAAUUGGGGACUUACUAUGUAUCAAUAAAAUUAAUAACAGAAAAAUGUGAACUAUCAAUAGAUGCUGACAAGGCAUUUAAAAGAAUUUGCAGCCAUUCCUAAUCUAAUAAAAUAUAAAUUAAAUUGUAAUAGAUGGUAGCCACUUAAAGAGUCUCUUUAGAAAAAAACAGGAAUUUAAUAGUAUUGGAAAUCAGGAUGCCACUAUCACUAUUAUUAUGGAAUAUAUCUAUUAAAUAUUGCCUUGGAGGUUCCAGUGAAGGCAGUAAAAGAGAAAAUUAAAUAACUGGUAUAAACAAUGUAAAAGAAUAGGUAAAAGUCUUCCUUUUUGCUGAUGGUAUAAUUGUAUAUCAAUAAAUGAGGAAACUAAUUUUUUUUUUUAGUUGAAAAAAUAAUUUUCUAAGAAAGCAGGUUACAGAAAUCAAGAGCUUUACUCUGUGAUCAUAAUAAGCACCUAAUAAUUUAUAAUGCAUUUCCUUUGGAAUUAAACUAAACCCUUUUCCUAUGAGACCAGAAGAACUGGAUGGUACCCAGCUACUACUACUGAACAUUUUGAUAAAAGAUUCUAUAGAAGAAUCCUGAGCAGA